Messenger RNA from Egretta garzetta (little egret), 1201 nucleotides. RefSeq names its product diazepam binding inhibitor, acyl-CoA binding protein (gene DBI). NCBI's taxonomy places the organism in Eukaryota, Metazoa, Chordata, Aves, Pelecaniformes, Ardeidae. Bases 1 to 192 code for a protein of 63 amino acids. The record is from RefSeq and is a predicted model, not a curated record. Gene Ontology annotation, molecular function: fatty-acyl-CoA binding. The transcript has 3 exons. Gene Ontology annotation, biological process: fatty acid metabolic process.
AUGAGUUCUAAGCUACCACACAAACUAAUUCUGCUGCUUAUCCUGUCUCUCUCAGACCGCCCUGGUAUGCUGGACUUCAAAGGCAAAGCAAAGUGGGAUGCCUGGAAUGCAUUGAAAGGAAUGUCCAAAGAAGAUGCAAUGAAAGCUUACAUAGCAAAAGUGGAAGAACUGAAGGGCAAAUAUGGCAUCUGAGGACUGGAUAUAGCAGCCACUUGCACAUCUAAAACACGCCUUAUUUCUAAUACUGUGGAAAACUGGUUACUGAGAGUAAUUUUAUAAAUACCUAGUAUAUUAUAGUCAGUUCUCCUCAUGCCUGUAGUUCAGGGGAAGUUGUGUACCUGCCUAAUGUACUGACACGGUAUAAAUUCCUUCUGGGAACAAAAUCUGGAACUCAUUAAAGUGCUUUUGGUAUUUUAGUUGUUGUGACGGUCAUCCCUUAGAGAUUAUUCUGAGCUCAUCCCUUAAUUGCCAUGUUGCAGCUGCCAAGUGCUCUGUGAGGCGCAAGCCAACCUCUCCAGUCCUUGUGCCACUAGAGGGGGCUCGGUAAUCUGUCUUGUGCAAUGUGGACUUGUGUCCAAACCAAUCUGGUGAUGUCUGAUGCUGCUUUGCUUCCUUUCUCAUGUAGUUGAGUGGCAACCCACAAAAGCUGGAGCACCACAAAGGUUAUUGUGAAGAGGCUAGGUCUAAUGCUUGAUGUUUGUUGCCUGGGGCUCUCAGAGACUGAGUCAACAAUUGCCAAAACUUUCAGAAAACACUUCUUGAAGAUGUUAUUCCCCAACAACGUCAGGAUUCUGGAGAGAAGGCAAAUACUCGGCAGCCGAACACAAAACCUUCCCUGUGAAAGACAAGGUUCUGCAGACAGUGGAGUCGUUGAUGCACUUGGUACUACACUGCUGUAAACAGAGCGCACUGGUGCUGCCAUGUACCGAGGCUACAGUGAGGGGUGAAUCAAGUAUAGAUUGGCUUAAUGCUUAUGAGGCUGUUCACGCAGGAAGGCUUGCAGUGGUCAUCAGGAGAAGUUUUAUACCAAACACAGUUGUGACCAUCUCUGGUAGGCCUUUAGCCAUUUCUGUCUGCGUAGCACAGUCUGUUAGAGUUGCUGAGGCCAGAAGGGGAGACACUGCUUCUAAAAUGCGGCACUGAACUAUUCCAGCACAGAGUGUGUGAGAAUAAAGUCACAGCCUCAGGGAGUAAGGCACUC